CUCUCCCUGUCUUUGUCUCCUCUCUCUUCCUCCCUCUCUUUCUCUCUCCCUUUCUCUCUGGGGUCCUUUGUGUGGUCUUUGCCCAUCACUGACAUUCUCAUAUAAAUAUUGCUAUUUUCCCCAUUUGUUCUUUAUUCUUCUUCUAUAUCCUGUUUUAUUUUUUUAUUCGUUUUCACUUCCGAUGAACUCUGAUUUAGGACGCCUUAUUCCAUUGUGUUUUCUAAUCCCUGAUUUUGGUUUAUGUAAUCCUAUCAUCACAAUUUUGGAUCUCUAUUUUCGCUUCUUUUUAGGGUUUAUGGCGGAAAUUUUUAUGUUUGCCCUUGAUUUGUUUUUUCUUUUUGCGAUGCAUGUAUUGAAGAGGGACUUUAAUUAGAUAGAAACCCACCAAUCUUUAGUUUGUUGGUGGGGUACUGGAAUUUCCUAUUUCGGACCUUUGAAUCGAAAGUGUGGUGUUAAAUCCACCCAUUUUGGCUAUCGUGAUCUUGUUGGAAUUAAUAUAUAAUGCUCACUGUUGUGUUUGAUGAUUACUUCCGUGUUUUUUAGGUGCUUUGCAGGGCUGCUGACCAGUUUUUUAAUUCCUGCGAAUAUCGAAGUCAUGCUAUUUUUAUGAUAUUCACUUUCUCCCCCUCAUUUUCUAUUUUCUUUUUAUUUCUUGGGUGAUUCAAGUUGAUGCCCCUGUUUUUUUUUAAGGUUUCUCUCGGUCUCAUAUGCUAUUGUUGAUAUGUUUUGGACAUGGGAGUUUCUCGAGUCUUAAGUGUAAUUAAUCUCUGCUUAUUGUGUUGCCUCUGUAGUUCCAAUGGAUGGUGAUGCGUUGAACAUGCGUAAUUGGGGUUACUAUGAACCAUCCUUGAAACCGCCUCUCGGUCUGCAGCUCAUAUCCACAAUUGCUGAGCGAGGUGUGAAGCAUUUUCUUCCUGGACGCGACCCUUCUGCUAUUGUUAACAUUAAUGGAGCAUUUCAUUCACGGGAGUCUGUUGUUUCUGAAGAAUCAGUACCAACAAACUGGGCGAGGGAUGGUUGGAUGAAUCAUCAAAGUAACAAGUUUUUCAAUAUGUUACCUCCGAAUACAAGUUAUUCUCUGCUUGCACAAACUUCAGCCCCGCAACCUUUGCCAAUAUUACAGCCACACGACACAUCAAGGGAUGAAAUGGUCCUUAGGAUUGAAGAACCAUCUGUGAAGAAGGGAGCUAAACAAUCGAAGAAACGACAGAAUGGAGGUGCUCCCAAAACCCCAAAUCCAAAGAAGCCUCGAAAGCCCAAGAAUAAUGAUCCUUCAGUUCAACAGGUGAAGGCACCAAAAAAGAAGCUGGACCUUGUUAUAAAUGGGUUUAAUAUGGAUAUAUCAAGUAUCCCAAUUCCUGUAUGCUCUUGCACUGGAACUCCUCACCAGUGUUAUAGAUGGGGAUAUGGUGGCUGGCAAUCAGCUUGUUGUACCACAAGUUUAUCUGUUCAUCCUUUGCCCAUGAGUGAGAAGCGGCGAGGUGCAAGAAUUGCUGGUCGAAAAAUGAGUCAAGGUGCUUUUAAGAAGGUCUUGGAGAAACUAGCAGCUGAAGGCUAUAACUUCUCUAACCCAAUUGAUUUAAGAAGCCAUUGGGCAAGGCAUGGGACCAACAAGUUUGUCACUAUCAGGUAGAUUAGCAAGGUAUGAUGGUAGAGUGCUGAGUCUGUUUUACAUGUAUAUAUCUGUGGCCUUUUGCAGCAAUCUUGGAGUGUCUUUAGCUGGUAAGUUUUGCUCUUGAUAGUUUAUGGCUUCAUGAACUUUGGAAAUUUCCAUCCUCUUCAAUCCUGAUUCGCUUUGUAGUAGUAGUUCGUGAUUUAUUGGAUUGUUUUUUAAUGUUUUUUUUUUCUUUCAAUCGUUGUCUUGGAUCAGUUAUCUAAUUAUCAUUUAACCUUUUCAUUCCCGA
Messenger RNA from Cucurbita maxima (winter squash), 1904 nucleotides. Its product is annotated as protein BASIC PENTACYSTEINE2-like. The coding region runs from base 797 to 1633 and encodes 278 amino acids. Gene Ontology annotation, biological process: response to ethylene. Gene Ontology annotation, molecular function: DNA-binding transcription factor activity; sequence-specific DNA binding. The record is from RefSeq and is a predicted model, not a curated record. Lineage: Eukaryota; Viridiplantae; Streptophyta; Magnoliopsida; Cucurbitales; Cucurbitaceae. The transcript has 2 exons. Gene Ontology annotation, cellular component: nucleus.